Anoplophora glabripennis (Asian longhorned beetle) is the source of this 1399-nucleotide messenger RNA. RefSeq names its product neuronal acetylcholine receptor subunit alpha-5-like (gene nAChRa9). The transcript has 8 exons. Gene Ontology annotation, biological process: signal transduction; regulation of membrane potential; monoatomic ion transmembrane transport. Gene Ontology annotation, cellular component: membrane; synapse; neuron projection. The coding region runs from base 40 to 1296 and encodes 418 amino acids. NCBI's taxonomy places the organism in Eukaryota, Metazoa, Arthropoda, Insecta, Coleoptera, Cerambycidae. Gene Ontology annotation, molecular function: extracellular ligand-gated monoatomic ion channel activity; transmembrane signaling receptor activity; neurotransmitter receptor activity. The record is from RefSeq and is a predicted model, not a curated record.
AGUUCAUUUACCAUUAAGUGAUCAGUUGUAGUUGAAACCAUGUGCUGUGUUACAAGAUACAUAUUUUCUUUACUUAUAAUUUAUAUAGCUCACUCAGAAGAACUACUAAGUGACUGCCCCACCAGCAGUUUAUCCACUACAUAUGGAAAACUAAAAACUGCUAUAUUAUGUGACUAUGAUGCUUAUAUUAGGCCCGUAUCGAAUCAUCAAAAUGCCACAGCUGUAUAUUUCAAAUUAAUUCUUAAAUAUUUCACAUAUGACGUAAUCUAUAGUACUCUGAGUCUAGAUGCAUGGAUGAAAGUGUAUUGGAUUGAUCAACAUCUAGUAUGGAACCCUGACGAUUAUGAUAAUAUAUCUUCAAUUUAUUUGGAGACUUAUGACAUCUGGACUCCAGAUCUUUCAAUCUAUAAUAGGGCAGAACAAGGUGGAAAUCCUUCAGCUAUAGGUUCCACCAGAUGCACAGUUUCCAACAAGGGGUCUGUUAUAUGCGUCCCAUCCUUGCACAUCGACUCUUUAUGCGUCCCGGAUCUACGUAUGUACCCUUAUGACUCCCAGGUUUGUGCAUUGCGAGUGGGUUCGUGGGUGCAAAAAGGCGAGGAGUUGGACAUAAAGCUCCUCAAAGAGGUCGUCUCACAGAAGGCGAUGGAACCGAACGGCGAAUGGGAAAUAGAAAGCUACACUGCGAAGAAAUACGCUGGACGUUAUUGCUGCCCCAACGUAACGUUUCCUUCCAUCGAAAUAAAAUUUAAGAUAAACAGACUGCAUGGGGCGCAUGCCGCUAGUAUCAUAAUUCCAACUGUCGUGGUAGUUAUUUUAACUUUUACGUCGCUGGUCCCAUCACCAGUUAACACUGAACGGUUAAUCUUGUGUUCUAUCAACUUAAUCGUCCAGUUCUUGCACGUUCAGAACUUAUCCUGGCUGAUACCUCUGAAAGGCGACCGUAUUCCAUUCCUGAUUUUAUUCGCCAGAGACUCCCUGCUAAUGUCAGCAAUUGCUCUUGUAUUUACCAUAAUAUUUAAGAGCUUGAUGCAGCGCCAAACUCUGGCUCCGAUUUGGAUAUCCACCUUGGUUUCAUACGUUAUUGGAUGUGUGCCAGGGCGAUAUUUAUUCUUAAAUGAUACCUCAGCAAAAGGUGUAGCAGCUGCUACCGGCGUGGAAGAUGGAAUGAAUAUUAUUAGUUCUGACCGAAAAAAUCCUCCUGAUUGGGAAAUAUUUGUAAAAAUUUUGGAUUUUAUUUUACUGAUUUCCUACAUAAUCGCAUAUUUCAUAAUGGCUGUAAAAUUUAUUCCAAGUUAAGUUUGUACUAUUUUCAUUUAUGUUCGUCUCAGUUUGAAUCGAAUCUAUUCAAUUGAUCGAAUCGAAUAAAAUGAUUAAUUAUAAAUACUAUAACUAUUUUCUA